UGGCCGCAAACAAAAGUGUCACUGCAAUUUGUGCUAAUUACAUAUUUGCCCAUCCACAUUCUGUUAUCACAACUUGAUCCUUAAAUUUUGGAAUGUUAUGUUGCGACCUACUAUUAUACUAUGAUUAAUUGCCACGCUAUCCUGGAAAAAUUCAUAACGACCCAUAUACCCUUCCUCGCUCUAAACCCCUCCUCGACCUCCGUAGAUUACAGAGGUUGCAAUCUGGGUUUCAAAUCAAUGAUGGUACCUUCAAGAAACAUUCUCAGAAUUCCGUUAAGGUUAACGGCCGCAGCCGUGUUUCAGUGCCUCAAACCCAACGAGUCACCCUCAAUUUCUAGCCAUUUCCCUCCGCCAAUUUCCCGCGUUCAACGAUUCUCGGCAGAUUCGGCGACCACCGAAUCACCGCGGCCAACUCGGUGCUCCGAGUUGACCCGGGUGGCUACGCUUGUCGACGGCUGCGACUACCAGCACUGGCUCGUGGUUGUGGAGCCUCCAGAGGGAUACCCAGAACGAAGCCAAAUUGUGGACCAUUUUAUCACAACCCUUGCAUUGGCAUUGGGAAGUGAAGAGGAAGCAAAGAGAUCAAUAUACUCAGUUUCUACCAAAUAUUACUAUGCAUUUGGUUGCAAAGUCUCCGAAAAUUUGAUUCACAAGGUCAAAUCCUUAUCCAAUGUGAGAUGGGUUCUUCCGGACUCUUAUUUUUGUCAUAUGGAAAAUGACUAUGGAGGAGAACCAUUUGUUGAAGGUGAGGUAGUUCCGUAUGAUGAGAAGUACCAUGCAGACUGGUUACGAGAUAAAAUGGAUGAUAAAUAUCAAAGCACAACUCGCUCAAGGAAAUCCAGGAGAAAAGAAAGGAAAAGGAUGCAUGGAGUAGAAACUUUGGAAUGUACUAGAAGUUAACCUCCAUGAAGCAGAAGAUGUGACAGUUAGCCUCCAUGAGGCAGAAGAUGACACCCAAACCUGAAAUCUGAAUGAUCGGGAAUUCCUUUCCAAUCCUAUAUAUCAACAAAUGGGGACACCGGGAGGGAAGAGAUAAAGCACCCCUCUUACUAUUAUAUCCAGUAAAAAGCCUUCUGUACUUUAUCCUUCACUCCAAAAUGUGUAUCCUCCUUUCUUUAGGAUUUUUAUCAAUUUUAGGCUCACCUGGCUGCGGACAAAGAGAGUAUACAGUCAGUCACCUUAGUAUAAGGCAAGAAGUUUUCUCCUCCAGUCCAAUCAAACAUUACAAAGUUACUGUGAAAGAAAAUUGGGUAAGUGCUUUCGUUAGCAAAGGGCAUGGAUUCUAAUAUUCUAUUUAUAGUUGGAGGACACGUAGCUCUAGAAGAAGAGUUACUGAUGUGCUUUCUACCAAGAUAAUGGGAAAGCUUAUGCUAGGAGAAUGGAAUCGCAAGAUUGGUUGCUGAAGUAUACGAACCACUUGGAAAUGUUCAUGACUCAUUAGGGUGCAUCUAUGAUGUUUGGCAACAAAACUGCAUUUGCUUACUGUAGCAAAUUCAAAAGCGAAGCAUUUGAGGUGUAGAACCGCUUUGAAGUGUUUAUCCAUGAUGUUUGGCAACAAAGCUGCAUUUGCUUGCUGUAGCAAGUUUAAAAGAGAAGCGUUUGAGGUGUAGUACCGCGCUUCAAGCAUGUACUCAAAACAGUAUUGAUGGUAUGCCACAUUUGUACGACGAAAGGUUCUUCCCUUGUUUUGAUGAUUUGAUCCAUCUAUGAUUGGUAAACAUUCUGCAUGUGACUAGUAUAGAUUUCUUUUUGUAUUGUCAUUAAUUGAUCCUUGUCGGAUUAUGACACAUGAAAUGAACUUUUAUUGCUUAAGCUGAUAUUUUGAC
Molecule: messenger RNA, 1826 nt
Organism: Rhododendron vialii
Lineage: Eukaryota; Viridiplantae; Streptophyta; Magnoliopsida; Ericales; Ericaceae
Product: multiple organellar RNA editing factor 7, mitochondrial
Exons: 4
Coding region: 121-900 (259 amino acids)
Biological process (GO): mitochondrial mRNA modification; cytidine to uridine editing
Cellular component (GO): mitochondrion
Source: RefSeq, a predicted model, not a curated record